This is a messenger RNA of Zophobas morio, 1960 nucleotides long. Its product is annotated as alanine--glyoxylate aminotransferase 2, mitochondrial. Bases 113 to 1582 code for a protein of 489 amino acids. Gene Ontology annotation, cellular component: mitochondrion. The record is from RefSeq and is a predicted model, not a curated record. Gene Ontology annotation, biological process: glyoxylate catabolic process. NCBI's taxonomy places the organism in Eukaryota, Metazoa, Arthropoda, Insecta, Coleoptera, Tenebrionidae. Gene Ontology annotation, molecular function: pyridoxal phosphate binding; L-alanine:glyoxylate transaminase activity. The transcript has 8 exons.
UUAAAUUAUUCUGUUUGUCAGUUUGUAAAUAUUUAGUAGUUAUUUAAAAAUAUAUUUUUCAGUCUUUCUUAAGCGCUCUUUUGCUGUAGUCUGUAACUAUUUACUAAAUACAAUGUUUCAUCACAAAAAAAUUGUACCCAAUAUAUUUCAAAAAUUAAACCGAUUUAACUCUUCCAUUGCACCAAAGUUACCGCAAAAUGAUUUCAUACCGGAGAAAUACUCUGGUUUAUCCUUAGAAGAAAUGGCACAUAUUAGGCGUACAAGACUAAAUCCGGCCUUAACUACUUAUUAUCAAAGUCCUAUUGCAUUUAAUCAAGGUUACAAGCAGUGGCUAUUUGAUAUAAAUGGAAAAAGAUAUCUGGAUAUGUUUGGGGGGAUUUGUACCGUUUCGGUGGGACAUAGUCAUCCGAAAAUAACGGAAGCUUUGGAGAAACAAAUUAGAAAAUUAGGACAUGUAUCGAAUGUUUAUUUCCAUCCAAAAAUACAUGAAUAUGCGUAUCGUUUAACGGAAAAAUUUCCUGGUGAUUUAAAAGUUGUGUAUUUUGUUAACAGUGGGUCUGAAGCUAACGAUCUGGCAGUUCUUAUGGCCAGAGCAUACUCAAAAAAUUUUGAUAUAAUCACAUUAAAAAAUUGUUAUCACGGAAUGACAUAUCAAACAAUGAGCUUAACAUCAAAUGCGUCUUACAAAUAUGCAGUACCUCAAGCACCUGGAGUUCAUCAUGUAAUGAAUCCAGAUGUAUAUAGAGGCUGUUGGGGAGGUGCACAUUGUCGAGACAGUCCUAUCCAAACUUCUAGAAAUUGUUCUUGUUCACUAACAAAUUGUGAGGCAAAAGAUAAAUAUGUUAACGAAGUUCUAGACGUUUUUAAAUAUAGUAUUAAACCUGGUACACUCGCAGCAUUUUUUGCUGAGUCUAUACAGGGAGUUGGAGGAGUUAUACAAUUUCCUAAAGGCUACAUUAAAAAAGUCUAUGAUAUAGUUAAGGAAAAUGGAGGCGUUUUCAUUUCUGAUGAGGUGCAGAGCGGAUUUGGACGUACCGGAGAACAUUUCUGGGGAUUUGAAGCCCACGAUAUACAACCGGAUAUCGUAACGAUGGCUAAGGGUAUUGGUAACGGUUUUCCAUUAGCUGCUGUUGUAACUCGUCCUGAAAUAGCUCAGGCACUGACAAGUUCGAUGCAUUUCAAUACGUUUGGGGGCAAUCCCUUAGCUUGUACUGUUGGACUUGCCGUUUUAGACAUAAUAGAAGAAGAAAAAUUACAAGAAAAUUGUUCAAAAGUUGGAACAUAUCUUUUGAAAGAACUGGAAAAAUUAAAACGCAAAUACCGAACAAUAGGGGACGUUCGGGGAAAGGGUUUGUUAGUAGGAGUAGAACUUGUUAACAAUGACGAUAUUUCUUCACCUUUAAACAAUGACAAGUUUUCAAAAAUAUGGGAAAGUUGCCGAAAUUUGAGUUUAAUAUUUGGAAGAGGUGGAUUAAAAGGAAAUGUACUGAGAAUUAAACCACCAAUGUGUGUGACAAAAGAAGAUAUAGACUACACAAUUAAUGUUUUAGAUACAGUUUUAGAGCAAACAGAAAAUUCGUGAUAUAUAUAUAUAUUAUUUCAAUUUACUAGAAAUGUAGAUAUUUGAGGACUUCAAUUUCAAUUUUUAAUUAGAAUUUAAAUAGUACAUGUUUUUAAGUACAAAGCACAACUAACCUAUUUUCACUUUUAUGUUUAUUCCAAAGUUGUUUAUGUUGUUGAUAUGUUCUUGUUUUCUUUAUGUGAAAAGAUACGUAGGUACCUACUCAUAAUUGAUUUUAGGGAUGUUGCUUUCGUGACAGACGUUUUUCUUUAGAAGAAAACUGAAGUAAUUGUUGAUUGUUUCCUAAUCUAUACCUUUCUAUCUUUUUGGCUGUUAUAUUCAUAUCCAGAUCAAUCAUUUUCCUGUAAAGCCUAUAAAAAUCUUUUCCAAUUUGUGAGU